AUGGGGUUCGGAUUAAAGAACAUCUUUUUACUGUUUACAAUAAUGGCAGCCAUGUUUUCAUCUUCUUCAUCUGCUCAAUCUUGUUCUAACUACGCCUUUAAAACCAACAACAAAGUGUUCAGUGCCUGCAAUGAUCUUCCAGUUUUGAAUUCUUUUCUUCAUUACACAUAUAACCCAUCUUCCAAAACCCUAAAAAUCGCUUAUCGGCGCACAAAUAUCGAUCCUUCAAAGUGGGUUGCAUGGGCGAUCAACCCAACUUCUAAAGGUAUGGUUGGUUCACAAGCACUGGUUGCUUUCCGGCAAUCGAACGGGAAGAUGAGGGUGUAUACUUCACCGGUUACAGGUUACAGUACGCAGUUGCCGGAAGGAGAUCUAAGUUUUCCGGUGAGUGAGUUAUCGGCGGCGUAUUCAGAUAAAGAGAUGAUUAUAUUUGCGACUUUGGGUCUGCAAAAUGUGAGCAUAAUUAACCUGAAUCAAGUUUGGCAAGAUGGUGGAGUUUCUGGAAAUGCUCCAAUGGCGCAUGUGACAUCCGGUGAUAAUGUUAAGUCUAUGGGAACCCUAAAUGUUCUUUCUGGACGAUCUGGAAGUGCAGGAGGAAGUAGUUCCAAAACCAAGAAAAGAAAUAUUCAUGGUAUCCUAAAUGCAAUCAGCUGGGGGAUCAUGAUGCCUCUAGGUGCUAUAAUGGCAAGAUACAUAAGAGUAUUCCAAUCAGCUGAUCCUGCUUGGUUUUACCUUCAUGUAACUUGUCAAACCCUUGCAUAUAUCAUCGGAGUCGCAGGUUGGGCCACCGGAAUCCGGCUAGGCACCCAGUCUCCAGGCAUUCAGUUCACUUCCCACAGACUCAUCGGCAUCAUCCUCUUCUGUGUCGCCACCCUCCAGGUGAUCGCUUUGCUGGUGAGGCCAAAGAAGGAUCACAAAUUCAGAAUUUACUGGAACAUCUACCACCAUUCACUUGGGUAUGGCAUCAUCAUUCUAGGAAUCAUCAAUAUAUUCAAAGGAUUUGAUAUUUUAAACCCAGAAAAGAAAUGGAAGAGAGGUUAUACCGGAAUCAUCAUAGUGGUGGCUGCCAUUGCAGCAGUUUUGGAAGCUUACACAUGGGUUGUGGUUUUAAGGAGGAACAAGGCUGCAAACAAGGAGAAGAUGAUCAUGAGGAAUGGUAGCAAUGGAAAUCAUAAUCGAUAUGGUGGAGUUACUAAUGGAAAUUGAGUUUAUAGGACGCCAAUAAAGUUCAAAUGUUUUAAUAGAAUGUUUUACGGGACUUAAGUUUAUAGCACCAAAAACAAUAAGACGUCAUAUCUGAAAGUG
Messenger RNA from Cynara cardunculus var. scolymus (artichoke), 1305 nucleotides. Its product is annotated as cytochrome b561 and DOMON domain-containing protein At5g47530-like. The coding region runs from base 1 to 1206 and encodes 401 amino acids. The record is from RefSeq and is a predicted model, not a curated record. The transcript is spliced from 3 exons. NCBI's taxonomy places the organism in Eukaryota, Viridiplantae, Streptophyta, Magnoliopsida, Asterales, Asteraceae.